Leptonychotes weddellii (Weddell seal) is the source of this 2490-nucleotide messenger RNA. RefSeq names its product histidine rich calcium binding protein (gene HRC). Gene Ontology annotation, molecular function: calcium ion binding. The record is from RefSeq and is a predicted model, not a curated record. Lineage: Eukaryota; Metazoa; Chordata; Mammalia; Carnivora; Phocidae.
GGGGUGUCCAGCAGUGAGGGCUGGAGAAAGGCAGCCAGGCAGAGGCAGCGGGGAGCACAGCAAGGGAACGACACAGGCAGAAAGAACCAGAAGGACCCAAAAAGGGGCAAGGACCCCAACACUCAUCCGGCUGGAGCCGGCCCUGGGAGAAGCUCUGCUGCCUGUCUGUCCCCAUGGGCCACCGUGGGCCAUGGCUGCACACUUCUCUCCUCUGGGCUGCCAUGGUCAGCCUGCUCCUCCCCCCCGCCAUGACCCAGCAGCUGAGAGGGGCCGGGCCGGGCCCCAGCAACUGGAACAACAAUGCAGGAGUCGUGGGGCCCUCAGAGGAUGUGCCAGGCGAGUUUGGCCACCCCAGGCACAGCCACCGAGGCCACGGAGAUGAGAAUGAGGAUGUCUCCAGGGAAUACAGUCACGGGCUCCGAGACCACAGGUACCAAGACCACGAGGUCAGAGAAGAGAAUAUCCCUGAUGGAGAGGUCUUCACAGAGCAUGCUUGGCAGGCCCGUGGGCCCAGAGGCCAUGGGAACGAAGAUGUGGAUGAUUCAGACGAGCACGGGCACCACUUCCCCAGCCACAGAAGCCACAGCCAUCAGGAUGAGGAUGAGGAUGAGGAUGAAGUUGAGUCCAGCAAGUAUCGCCAUCAUAGCAUCAGGCAUGUGCAUGGAGGCCACGGAGAAGAGGACGAUGAAGAAGAAGAGGAAGGGGUGGUCUCCACAGAGUAUGGACACCAGGCCCACAGGCACCAAGGCCACAGGAGGGAAGAGGAUGAAGAUGACUCAGAUGAAUAUCCUCAUCAUGUCCCCAGCCACGGACACCAAAGCCAUGGAGAAGAAGGUGAUGAUGAUGAUGAUGAUGAUGAUGAUGUUGUCUCCACUGAGUAUGGACACCACGCCCACAGGCACCAAGGCCACGGGAGGGAAGAGGAUGAAGAUGCCUCAGAUGAAUAUCCCCAUCAUGUCCCCAGUCACGGACACCAAGGCCACAGAGAAGAAGAAGAAGGUGAUGAUGAUGAUGCUGAUGUUGUCUCCACUGAGUAUGGACACCAUGCCCACAGGCACCAAGGCCACGUGAAAGAAGAGGAUGAGGACGUCUCAGAUGAACACCAUCAUCAUAUCCCCAGUCCUGAACACCGAGGCCACAGAGAAGAUGAGGAAGAGGAUAUGUCCACUGAGUAUGGACACCAGGUCCACAGGCACCAAGGCCAUGGGAGGGAAGAGGAUGAAGAUGUAUCAGAUGAACACCAUCAUCAUAUCCCCAGUCACGGACACCUAGGCUAUGGAGACGAAGAAGAUGAGGAUGAGGAUGUGUCCACUGAACACUGGCACCAGAUUCCCAGGCAUACUUAUAGCCUUGGAGAUGAAGAUGAAGAGGAAGAGGAGAUCACAGUCAAGUUCAGCCACCAUGUUGCAAGCUCCCAACACCCAGGCCCCAAGAGCACUGAGGAGGAGGACUUUCCAGAUGAAUAUAAGUCAGCAGUCCCUGACCAUCACCACCAUGGAGGCCCCAAGGAUGAAGAUGAGGACAUCUCUGACAAGCUUGGCCACCAGGCUCCCAGCCACAGGCAACAAGGCCACCAAGAUGAAGGGACUGGCCACAGAGGGUCCCUGGAAGAUGAGAUUAGCCACCAGCUGCCAGAACACAUGGGGGUCAAGGACAGAAGCCAUUUGAGGGAGAGAGAUUCUGAGGAGGAAGAGGAGGAGGAGGACCAGAGCUCCCAUGAGGAAGAUGAUGAAAGUUCAGAACGGGGAGAAGAAGGCACCCGCCAUGGCAGCCUGGACCAGAAGGAUGAAGAAGAUGACGAGGAAGGUCACGGCCUCAGCGUGAGCCACGAGGAGGAGGAGGGAGAAGAGGAUGAAGAGAAGAGGGAAGGGAGGGCUGAGGUUCACGCCCCACUGAGCCAAGACCACCAGGAGGGGGAAGAGGAGGAGGAAGAGGGGCUGGAGGAAGAGGAGCUCCCCUUCACCAUCAUCCCUAACCCACUGGCCAGGAGGGAGGUGGCUGGAGGUGGCUCCAGUGAGGAGCAGAGUGGCGAGGACAUGGAUCCGCAGGGUGCCCAGGAGUACGGGAACUACCAGCCUGGGUCCCUGUGUGGCUACUGCUCUUUCUGCAAUAGAUGCACUGAAUGUGAGAACUGUCACUGCGACGAGGAGAACAUGGGGGAGCACUGCGACCAGUGCCAGCACUGCCAGUUCUGCUACCUCUGCCCGCUGGUCUGCGAAACUGUCUGCACUCCAGGUGAGCGUGGGCGGAGCCCAGCCAGGCAAACUCCGUGGAGGCGGAGCCAAAUCCGACAGGCGGGCCUGGCAGGAAGCUACGUCGACUAUUUCUCCUCCUCCCUGUACCAAGCCCUGGCGGACAUGCUGGAAACUCCAGAACCCUGACCCAGCGGUGCGGCUGCGGCGCAGACGCACCUCCCUGGCCCUCCAACCCAUUUCCACGAGCCGUAUUUAUUGAAUUGCGUUAUGAAUAAACAUGCUCCCCGAAACCUCA